Messenger RNA from Plenodomus lingam JN3, 915 nucleotides. RefSeq lists its product as uncharacterized. Gene Ontology annotation, molecular function: oxidoreductase activity, acting on the CH-OH group of donors, NAD or NADP as acceptor. The record is from RefSeq and is a predicted model, not a curated record. Lineage: Eukaryota; Fungi; Ascomycota; Dothideomycetes; Pleosporales; Leptosphaeriaceae.
AUGGCGGACCUCAGCAAGCUCCCGAAAGACCACUACGUGACAUCCAUGCAGUUUACAAAGAACGCGCAACAGGAUGUGUACCCGGCGAUAGACCCCAGUCUCCCUGAGCAUAGUCUGGCUGGCAAAGUGGUGGUCAUUACUGGUGCUUCGCGAGGCAUCGGUGCUCUGGCAAUGGUCCCAGCGUUUGUCAAAGCUGGCGUUAAGGGUAUGGUCUUGUUAGCUUCUAAUGCGGAGAAGCUUGCCGCAACCGAGCUGUCGAUCAGGACAUCGAACCCAAGUAUCGAGACUCUUACUUGUGCUCUGGAUAUAUCCAACACAAAGGCAGUCGAGGCUGCCUUUGAACAGGUCAAGCAGAGGUUUGGCCAUGCUGAUUUCCUGAUUAACGCCGCUGGUGCCAUGACUGGUGACGGACCUAAACUCCACGAGACGGAUCCUGACGAGUGGUGGCGGAACUUCGAGAUCAAUGGCAAGGGCAACUACCUGCUGAUUCGCUCAUUUCUACGCCUCUUGCCUGGUCCAGACACACCUGCUGCUAUCGUCAACAUCAGCUCAUGGCAGGCCUUUUUCGUGGUCCCACCUCUCGGCGGGUACUUCAUGUCAAAGUUUAUUCUUGAUAAUCUGGCAACCUAUGUUGCCGCCGAGUACCCCAACGUGACUGCGGUGUCAAUGCAUCCUGGUCUCGUCCUAACUGAUAUGCUGCGCGAGCCUUUCCGUUCGCUCUUCAAUCAGGAUUCCCCAGAGUUGGUAGGAGGCACCACCGUCUGGCUUUGCCAAGAAAAGGCAAAGUUUCUGAGUGGGAGGUUCAUCGCGGCUAACUGGAAUGUCAAUGAUCUGCUGGAGAGAAAGGACGAGAUCGUUAGAGAUGAUCUCUUGAAGCUGACCUUGCAGGGGCAAUUUGGGAAGAACGCGGUCUGA